Diuraphis noxia (Russian wheat aphid) is the source of this 1587-nucleotide messenger RNA. Its product is annotated as gastric triacylglycerol lipase-like. The record is from RefSeq and is a predicted model, not a curated record. Lineage: Eukaryota; Metazoa; Arthropoda; Insecta; Hemiptera; Aphididae. Gene Ontology annotation, biological process: lipid metabolic process.
CCGGUCGUCGUCAGUGUGUUCUGGUCGGUGUAGUCGUACUCGUGCCCGUUUAUUAUAAUACGAAUCAGAUACUUAUACUAUAUAGUAUAUAAUAGUUGUGCACACUAUCAUAAUAACGAUGAGGCGAAUGAUGAUUUCCUAUUUUGAUUUAAUAAUUUUUUUAAACGUGUUUAUUGCAGYUUUAUCGAUCUCCACUUCAGACGCGUAUAUUCCAGACGCUUCGUUAAGUGUGCCGAAAAUAAUUAAACGCCAUGGCUAUCCAUCCGAAACUCAUAUAGUGGAUACGAAAGAUGGAUAUCUAUUGGAAGUCCAUAGGAUACCACACGGAAAAACCAUUAAACAGUACAGAAAAUUCCCAGUGUUCCUACAACACGGAGUCGUAGCUAGUUCUGCUGACUGGAUAAUCAACGGGCCUUCGAAAGCGCUGGCUUACCAAUUAGCGGAUAAUGGUUUCGACGUAUGGUUAGGAAAUUCAAGAGGCAACACGUAUUCUCGUGCUCACAAGAGCAUCAGUCCAGAUAGUGAAGAAUUUUGGAAUUUUAGUUUUCACGAAAUGGGAAUCUAUGAUUUGCCGGCCACCAUAGACUUCAUCUUAGAACGCACGAACCAAAGUAAAUUAUACUACAUAGGCCAUUCGAUGGGAUCUUGUAUGUUUUUCGUCAUGUGCUCUAUGCUGCCAGAAUACAAUUAUAAAAUCCGAGCCCAAAUAAGUUUAGCUCCAGUGGCCUACGUUCAUCACAUGACUUCCGUUUUAAAUAGUUUAGUUCCGUAUGCAUACCAAAUACAAAAAGCUUCGAAUUGGGUUUCGAAAGGAGCGUUUUUACCGCAAAACGCUGCCAGCAAAUUAGUAAAUAAAUAUUUAUGUGGAGAUGAUGCUAUCAAUUCAGAGUUGUGUAAAAAGUAUAUUGUUUAUAAAAUGUUCGGGGAGGAUACUGUUCAAUUUGAUAUGACCUUACUUCCUAUAAUAUUAGGACACAAUCCAGCUGGUACGUCAGUUAAAACAUUAAUUCAUUUCGCACAAGAAAUCACUACAAAAAACUUUCAACAAUUUGAUUUUGGGAAAGAAAAAAACCUUGAGGUGUAUAAUUGUUCACAUCCACCAAAAUACAAUUUGAGCAACAUAAUAGUUCCCAUAGCCUUUUAUUAUGCUAAAAACGAUAUACUAGCAGAUCCUGCAGAUGUGGUGGAGUUGUAUUCACAUCUUCCAAACAGAUUAGGGYUACAUCUCAUUAAAUUUGACAAAUUCAACCAUGUUGAUUUCCUGUACAGUAAAAAUGUUACUGAAAUGGUAUAUCAAAGUUUAAUGAAUACAAUAUUUAAAGCUGAAUUUGAUGAUUGGAUACCAGAGUUUGAUAAUACAACUGCAUUAAAUACCAUAAGUGAUUACAAUCAAUGCAAAGAUGAAAGAAAUGCAAGGACCACAAAUAAUGGUUUUUGGCAUAAAUUUAGUUCGUUUAUAAAAAAGAAAGAAGUAUAUCCAUUAAAAAGUUUUAUGAGAGAAGAUAAGGAAGUAAAUGUUAAAUUAAGGAACACAAUUUUAACGGCUUGGAAUCAAACAUAUUUUGAAUAGUAAUCACAAUAUUCUUA